AAUCAAGAAGAUUAUGUGGGUAAAGUUCAAAGAUUUUAAUCUGAGUCAAUGGCCCCACUAAUUAUCUCCUUUUCCCUACACUUUUCACCUUUAAUAAUUCAAUUCAUCCCCCACCAGCCAACACUGGCCAGGAUACUAUUUUUAUUCAACUUCUUAGACUUCCAUUUGGCCCUUCUUCCUUCCCAACGAUCAAAGUAUUUAUUGUUCCAAACGAUACAAGCUUUACCUUAAAUUUCCUAUCGAAAAAGUUGAGUAGUUCUUGCCUGGAUAUAUUUCUUCUUCCAUUUCUAUUUGUUGAUGAUCUAAAAGUGAAGGUGGGAUUUGGUGGGAAUUUGUUGUUACAUGCAUUAAGCUUGACAAGUCCAAAGAUUCUUAGCAAAAAUGACAGCUUCUUUGAAGACUGGUUUCUCUGUUUAUAAUUCCUGUGAAGCAAACUUCAAGUCCAAAGCCAAAGGGUCUUCUGGUUUUGGCACUCUGCAACUUCUCGAGUUAUCAACCAAAGAGUUUCUUGGAAAAUCCUUGGAUUUGUCGAAUCAAAUUGGUUUGAACCAUUGGAAUGUUAAAGAUUCAAAACCCAUCUUGGUCAACGCACAAGCAUCAAUAUGUUUUAGCAAAGCAAUGAGAUGGUGGGAAAAGACCCUUAAACCCAACAUGGUAGAGAUCCAUUCAGCAAAAGAACUUGUGAAUUCAUUGUUGAAUGCUGGUGACAGAUUAGUGAUUAUUGACUUUUAUUCCCCUGGUUGUGGAGGUUGCAAGGCUUUACAUCCUAAGAUCUGUCAGCUGGCUGAAUCAAACCCUGAUGCCAUUUUCCUCAAAGUGAAUUAUGAAGAACUAAAAACCAUGUGCCAUGCUCUUCAUAUACAUGUCUUACCCUUCUUCAGAUUCUACAGGGGUGCACGAGGCAAAGUUUGUAGCUUUAGUUGUACUAAUGCAACAAUCAAGAAAUUCAAGGAUGCAUUAGCAAGGUAUGGGACUGAUCAGUGCAGUCUUGGUCCUGCAAAAGGACUUGAUGAAUCUGAGCUUUUGGCUUUAGCCUCAAUUGGCCUAUUAUCAAGAAAUUCAUCUUUGGAUUCAAAGCAGAGAUUUGAAGAAAUUGUUUUAGCAGGUGUAGAUAUGUCUAGCAGUUUAGAUAGAUCUGACAACAGGGUUGGGCUAAAAGAAGACAAACAGUUGUUGAUGGCCUAGCUAGGAUUACAGAAAGUUUCUUGAUUCCUAUGGUAUUUUUACUAAAAGCAGUUUUGGUAAAAUAAAAAAAAAAUGUACAUAUUAUUCAUAGGUUUGCCAUAAGCGGGGUAUUGAGUGUUUUUGGGAUAAGCCCUGCAUGUAAUGGUCAAUUUGUCGUGGAUCCAACAUUAUGAUUUGGUUAAGGAGAUACAACACUUUGGUUUA
Nicotiana attenuata is the source of this 1389-nucleotide messenger RNA. RefSeq names its product thioredoxin-like 1-2, chloroplastic. The transcript is spliced from 4 exons. The record is from RefSeq and is a predicted model, not a curated record. Gene Ontology annotation, biological process: cell redox homeostasis. Lineage: Eukaryota; Viridiplantae; Streptophyta; Magnoliopsida; Solanales; Solanaceae. Bases 382 to 1185 code for a protein of 267 amino acids.